AUGGACUUCAACAAGAUGCCACUGUUAAAAGUGCUUGGUCUUGCUGGUAACAAUCUCAGCGGCAGCAUACCGAAUUCUCUAUGGGCUUUGGAGAACCUAUAUUCCCUUGAUCUGGCAAGGAACCAACUAUCCGGGACACUACCCUCUCUAAGCCCCACUUCCAGAAUGGACGGAAACAAGAUGCCACCGUUAAUACGUCUUUAUCUUUGGGGUAACAAUCUCAGCGGCAGCAUACCAAAUUCACUAUGUGCGAUGGAGAACCUCACUCAUCUUGAUCUGUCAAAGAACCAACUAUCCGGGAGACUACCCUCAUGUCUGAAAAAGUUGAAAGCAUUGGAAAUGAUUUUGCUGGGUGACAACAGGUUAAGAGGUCAGAUUACGAACUCUUUCUGCCAUUUUAAGCAAUUAGCAGUUCUGAACCUGCAUAAAAAUGGCUUCGACAAAGUGCUUCCCCAGUGUUUGUCAAACCUAACUGAACUUGUGUUGCUUGAUCUAAGUGACAAUGACUUCAUUGGUGGAAUUCCUCCAUUUGGACGACGUUUUCAUUCAUUAGCCAUCAUCGAUCUUGAGAACAAUUGUCUCACCGGAGGCAUUCCCACGCAACUCUGCCAACUUGAUUCUCUUCGGUUUUUAAGCCUAGCACGGAACAAUAUUUCCGGAAGCAUUCCGCUGUGUUUCAAUGGAUUGUUAUCUAUGGUUGAAAACAGAGUUCCGACAGACUCCCUUUGGUCAUAUCCGACAAUCAUUUACGUCAUGGUUCAUGCAAAGAGAACUACCCGACUAUACGACAAGACACUCCAUUUCUUCCAUUCCAUUGACUUAUCUGCAAACAAUUUAAAUGGUGAAAUACCAAACGAAUUGACUAGGCUCGUCCAACUUCAGAAUUUGAACCUCUCUCAAAACAAUUUGAGUGGGGAAAUCCCUACAAACAUUGGCAACCUCAAAAAGUUAGAAUCCCUUGACCUAUCCAACAACAAGAUUUCGGGCAAAAUCCCCCCUAGCAUAUCCAGCGUGGAUUCUCUGAGUUGUCUCAAUCUCUCAUUCAAUAAUUUAUCAGGCCUUAUUCCUUUAAGCAGUCAUCUGCGUACCGUGGAUGAUGAAUCUGUGUAUCGUGGUAAUGACGGACUUUGUGGAGCUCCUCUUUCAAAAGUUUGCCGUGGAGAUGAGCAACAUCCUAAUAUUGAUGGACAAGAUGGUGAUUUUCAAAACAGAGGUGAACCCAAUGAAGGCAAUCUGGACAUCCUAUGCGGGCCUGGGACGGGGAUUCGCAAUUGGAUUCUUGGGAUUUUGUGGUGCAUUGCAUUUCAAGCAGACUUGGAGGAUAUCUUACUUUCAAGCAAUAGAUAG
Eucalyptus grandis is the source of this 1347-nucleotide messenger RNA. RefSeq names its product MDIS1-interacting receptor like kinase 1-like. Bases 1 to 1347 code for a protein of 448 amino acids. NCBI's taxonomy places the organism in Eukaryota, Viridiplantae, Streptophyta, Magnoliopsida, Myrtales, Myrtaceae. Gene Ontology annotation, molecular function: protein binding. The transcript has a single exon. The record is from RefSeq and is a predicted model, not a curated record.